Messenger RNA from Teleopsis dalmanni, 3403 nucleotides. RefSeq names its product mucin-17-like. Lineage: Eukaryota; Metazoa; Arthropoda; Insecta; Diptera; Diopsidae. The transcript is spliced from 8 exons. Bases 1 to 3339 code for a protein of 1112 amino acids. The record is from RefSeq and is a predicted model, not a curated record. Gene Ontology annotation, molecular function: serine-type endopeptidase activity.
AUGUCUUUUGAUAAUUCAAAUAUAGGUAAAACAGGAAUUUACGGUUCUCCAUCACCACGUAAAAAGCGGAAUAAUUCCACGCCUGUCAAGAAGAAUGCCACCGAAAAAAAGCAAAUAUUACAACAAUUAGUUUCGCCGGCCGUCGCUCAAGCCAAACCCAAAGUGAGCCUGGAUGAACUGAUAUCGAUGUCCGAGAAUCGAUUGCGUGUGAAUAACAUUGAUUCUGAGAGCGAUCUUAAGGAAACAACUUUCUCAGAGAAUUCUGGUUCCUUAGCCUCAGGGUCCAUGCCGCGCAACAUAACCGAUCCGAAGUUGGAGAAAAAGGUCACUUUUGCACGUCUCUUAAAUAAAGUUUCUGCAGAGAUGAGCUCUGGUUCAGAGAUCGACAUUGGUCAAAUGGGGAGCACAAGGAACUCUAGCGCUCUUAGUUUGCCAACUGAUAUACAAUUUCGCGCCAGCUCCAUGCCCCCAUCACCGUGCACAAAUGAUAUACGCUCACCGCAUAGCACCUCAUCGAAUCAGGGCAGCGAUUCAUUGUCCAGUUCAGAUCUGGCCCUCACCGAUUUUGGCCUUCGCUCAAUACAAAACAGUGGCAGUGAAAUCGGUGGCACAAGCCAUCAACUCAAUAGCUUAGCAGCCGGUAUACCGGCACGUUGUCGUAUUGGUUCGCCAGCACGUCCAAAAGUAUCCAGUGCCGAUUCAAUAUUAGCAAUGUUUCGUAAUUUUGGUUCGAUAUCAACGACUGCUUCAAUUACAGCUAACAAUAUAAUGCCUUCAACCACAUCGAUAUUUAUAUCGCCAUCGACAACUCCUACUGUUUCCAGUCCACAAGACGAUGCACCUGGUGAUGAUGAAUCAUCAACAUCAUCUAUGCAUACACCUGUCAGUUUCUCUAGCGGUCCACCGGACUCACCUGUAUUUUAUCGCCAAACGACUAUUGAAGUGCCAGUGCUUGAUGUUUUAAAUGCGCACAAAACAUCAUCGCCAUCGUCGUCUACAUCGUCUAGUUCAACGAAUUUAUUACACCCACCGACGAUUCUACUUGAAAUACCAAGCAAUGGCAUAAAUAAUAAAUGCUUAUCACCAAUACGAGAAAUGCCCACACCGAUUCCAUCACCAGCGCUUACGCCUAUCAUGCCUAGGCCACAACGUUCAAACAGUCCAAUAUUUCAAGAGGAUCCGUUAUCUAGUGGAGAUUUUAGUGAUGAUGAAAUCAAAAGUGAACGCAGUGAACGUAGUGACGCACAACUAUCAGAGAGAUUAUUACUUGGUUUACAACGCAAUCGUUCUGACAACAUUGACACUGAUGUGGAGACGACGCCUACAGAUACUACAACUACGUGCAUGGCAGAUAUCAAUAAGCCACAUCCUUUCAAUAAGUUACCAUUGUUGCAUAUUUCUCCAGCGCCUACUUUACCGAUGAAUGCGCUCAUACCGCCAAUGAUUACUAUAGACGUAGAACCACCAACGCCUGAAGAUAAAGCUAUACGUCCUCGUGAUCUGAUUAUACCAACAUUAACGGUGGAACAGCCGAGUCCUACAAAAAAUCGUUAUCCAAUGAUUAUAUUUCCAGGAUCUCCGCCACCGCAACGCGCCAGCAUAGGUGAAACCAGUUUUAUGUUUCCAAAUAAACAACAACAAAAAAGGCUCUUAAAACAAUUCGAGAAGCCAACAUCGUUGGAUUUUCCUUUUGUGCCACCAAUGAUUACAAUAACCUCGAAUAUGAGUGAAAUGGAAUCUGACAAUGAGCCUAUGUCUCCAGCUGUCAAGACCACUGGUGGCGGUGGCUUGAUGCCACCCAAUCCAGUCGGCAUGUGCUACCUUAGUCCAUUUACAAUGUGUGGACGAGCUGACCGCACAAUAUCCGAAAGUAAUCUAAGCUCAUCGGGCUAUUCGAGUAUGGCUAGCCCUGGUCCAAGCCGUUGUGGUUCCAGCAAUCCACUUUGCCCAAAUGAAAUGGAUGAACCAGGUAGUGGACAUUCUGGUGCUGGUCUUUCAUUGCAUGUUAACCUCAUGAAUCGACGCCGAAAUUCGGCAUUAUCAAGUUGUAAGGAAAAUAUAACUAAUGGCAAGAGCACAGGUACAGGAAGCAGUGGGGCUAGCGGUAGCAGCACCGAUCGCCUACAUGGCAAUAGGCAACGUUCAGAUUCGGAGACUUUUUCCGAUGACAUUUUACUUGAAUCCAAUGACGAGGGAAUUGGUACCGAUCAUGUUGACGAGAAACUAGAAGAUAAUCGUUUAAAUAACACUCGUUUGAGAGAACUCGAUGUAUUUAUGGAAGAACAAAUUCUAAUUGAAGUUGACGAGCCGCAAACACUUAGUAAUUCGGGUAAUAUGUUACCGAAUGUUAAUCAAAUGUCACAAUUACAACUGCCAUCUAUUGUGAUACAAAUUGAUGGUAACGAAAAAGGACUAUCACCGGUAUCAUCACGUUCAGAGAGUCCACUUAGCGAUCGUGCUGGCUUGGGUAGAUUUUCACCACAUUUCUAUGGUCGUAAAGAUCAAUUACCAUUUACUGAUUCCGAUGGUUUGUAUGAUUUUCCAUCAUCCGAUGGUAAAGGUGCAUCAGCACAUUCCUAUACUCAUCAGCGUCGUAGCAGUAGCAAGAAACGAGAACGAAAAUCAUCAAAGUGCUCAACAUCACAAUCGCCUACAAAGCAACAAUUGGAAGUGCCAUCAAAGGAAUCAUUGAACACAAAUACUACUACCGGUAUACAACAUGUUUGUAACAAACAUUGUCAUUCACAUAAUCACCCAUGCCCUGCCGCUACAGUAACAACAAGAAAAAGUCCUAAAAGACGUAUACUCAAUCGUUUGCCAAUAGCGAGUAGCUCAUCCUCUUCCGAAAGUCUAACGUCAACAAGAGAAUUAUCGAUACGACCGCUGCCAAGAAGACUUAAUUCACCCAACAAAGAGAGAAAACCUCGCAAACAAGAAAGCCUUAGUGAGGAUGAAGUGGCUGAUGCACUGUUGCGUCGCAUCUCACCAAGCAUAGUUAAGGAAGUGGAUGUUGCCAAGCCCAAAUGUAAAAUAAAUAGAUUACGUGCUAUUGGAAAUCAAAUAAGAUUUCUGAGACGUUUGGAAAAGUCAAUUAAAACGCGUGAACGUCUGGCAUCGGCAUCGGACAGUUGUCCUGAGGAAAAUACCGAUGACAUGGACUCUCCACAAGCAACUUCCCCGUUACUGCAGCCCACAUCACCGAACAAAACGCGUGUAGCGCUUUGUCGACAAAAACGUUUACCCGGUGGGACUUACGGCAUUACAGCAUCUGCUUUAAGCACGAGUAGUUGGAAAGGCAUGGAUCGUAGUCUAAUUGGAGAUGACUUAAACAGCGAUUAGUUAAGUUCUACGAAUUAAGUUAGUUUCAUAUUAUUACCUCUUUUAGUAUACAGUAUAUACAUUU